AUUCUAUAUCUCUCACUUAUGAAAUUGGAAAAUGCACACUUACUGACAUGCCCAAAACAUAUGAACAUGGAUCAGUUAUAGAAGGAAAAAUCAAACUCUCAAAUUUCAAAGGCGCACCAAUACAAAACAAAGUGGUUUAUCUUUUGGAGGGUGAAACCUGGUCCUCAAAACUGCUCCUAAAUCUCACUACAGACAGUGAUGGACUGGCCAGCUUCUCUCUUAAUACGUCUAGUCUUCCUGAAAAAGAUAUUAAUCUGAUGGCAAGUGUGUAUCCAGCAUUUCAUUAUCAUGGUUACAAAACACCUUUCUUCUCUACGGAUAGAAAAACAGUUCAGCUUUUCCGGGCUGCCACUCCAUACACCCCAACAUUAAGUGAACUGAUUAUAGAGAAUAUUGAGCAACCAUUACAGUGUGAUGCUGAGUUUACAGUGACUAUCAAGUAUUAUUUUGUUGGAGAGACUGUUGAAGACUUCAAAACUGACAUUGUCUAUAUGGUCGUGUCCAGAGGAGUGAUCGUUCAUCAUGGAUAUGAGAAGGUUGAAGUGAAGUCUUCUAAUGGAGCAGCAAGUGGCACAGUGUCGUUCAAACUGUCUGUUGGUGCAGAUCUGGCUCCUGCAGUGCAGAUUCUGACCUACUGUGUUCUGCCCAGUGAAAAUGUUGUUGCUCGUAGCACAAAAUUUGACAUUGAAAAGUGUUUCAAAAACAAGGUGUCUCUGCAGUUUUCUCCUGCUAAAGCAGUUCCUGGUGAGAAAAACACUCUCCAGCUCUCAGCUCAGCCUGGUUCACUGUGCGGCCUCAGUGCUGUAGAUAAGAGCGUCCUGAUCCUGAAGCCAGGAGAACGUCUGGAUACUGACAAGAUCUUCAACCUGCUGCCAGUGCAAUCAGUGUCAGAUUAUCCUUACAGCGUUGAAGAUGAGCAGGAGUGUCUGCAUGUGAGACCCCGUCGAGCUUUACUGACAGACAACGCCUAUGAAUCCUUAAAGAGUGUGGGGCUGAAAAUGGCUACAAAUUUGGCUGUGCGAGUCCCUAAGUGUCUGUCAUACAAGGGCUUGACUUAUCACAGAUAUGAAGAUAUAGGGAUGCUUGUGUAUUACAGUCGAUCUGGUAUAGCGCUUGAUUUGAAUGAUGGAGACUCCUCAGUUAAAGUGACAGUUCGUACUGUCUUUCCUGAAACAUGGAUUUGGCAACUUGCUGCAGUUGGUGACUCUGGAUCAGCUCAGGUUCCUGUCACAGUUCCUGACACCAUCACCUCUUGGGACACGGAGGCCUUCUGUCUGUCCUCCAAAGGUCUGGGUCUGGCUCCUCCUGCUCAGCUGACAGUUUUCCAGCCCUUCUUCCUGGAGCUCUCUCUGCCUUACUCCAUCAUCCGUGGGGAGAUCUUUGAGCUGAAGGCCACUGUCUUCAACUAUCUGUCCAAGUGCAUCAUGGUUAAAGUGACUCCAGCUCCUUCCUCAGACUACACUCUCAAAGCCUCCUCUGAUGAUCAGUAUUCAUCCUGUCUGUGUGCUAAUGGAAGAAAAACCUUUAAAUGGAUCCUCACUCCUUCUGUUCUCGGAGUCUUGAAUAUUACAGUCAGUGCAGAGGCAGAGGCGUCCCAGACUGUGUGUGACAAUGAGAUUGUGAGCGUGCCAGAGAGAGGACGCAUUGACACAGUCACACGAAGUCUGCUUGUACAGGCUGAAGGAACUGAGAAGACAGAGACCUACAACUGGUUACUGUGUCCAAAGGGCGACACUCUCUCAGAAGAAGUGAAUCUGACUCUUCCUAAGGAUGUGAUAGAGGGAUCAGCCAGAUCCACUGUUUCAGUCAUUGGAGACAUAUUGGGUCGUGCACUGAGCAAUCUUCACGGAUUAUUACGGAUGCCAUACGGCUGUGGAGAACAAAACAUGGCUAUUCUUUCUCCCAAUAUUUACAUUCUGCAGUAUCUGGAAAACACAGAGCAGCUCACCUCAGCCAUCCGAGAGAGAGCCACCGGCUUCCUUAAGAGCGGAUACCAGAGACAGAUGAACUACAGACAUAUUAGUGGUGCAUACAGCACAUUUGGACACGGAGAUGAGAAUACAUGGUUGACUGCCUUUGUCCUGAGGUCUUUUGGCAAAGCACAGAAAUACAUAUUUAUUGAUCCACAAAUUAUUCAGAGUGCAAAGGAAUGGUUAAUACGCAGACGGGAUUCAGACGGCUGUUUUAUCCAACAGGGAAGACUGUUCAACAACAGAAUGAAGGGUGGAGUGAAUGAUAAUGUGACCAUGACUGCCUACAUUACUGCAUCACUGCUUGAACUGGAAACUCCAGUCACAGAUCCUGUCGUCACUAAAGGUUUAUCAUGCUUGAAGUCUGUCAUUAAGGAUGUCAAAAACACUUACACCACUGCUCUGCUCGCCUACACUUUCAGUCUGGCUAAAGACACGGACACUCGACAGCAGCUUUUCAAGAAACUGGAGGAUGUUGCUAUUUCAGAGGGGUCUCAUCUCCACUGGUCUCAGUCUGCAUCUGCUGAUGACUCUGAUUCUCUGGCAGUGGAGAUCAGCUCAUAUGUGCUGCUAGCUGCUCUCACUGCAGAUUCACUCACUUCAGCUGAUCUGGGCUUUGCUAACAGGAUUGUCAGCUGGCUUGUGAAGCAGCAGAAUGCCUAUGGAGGAUUCUCCUCCACACAGGACACAGUGGUGGCUCUUCAGGCUCUGUCUUUGUACGCCACCAAAGUGUUCAGCUCUGAUGGCUCCAGCACAGUGACUGUACAGUCAGCAGGAGACACUCACCACUUUGAUGUCAAUCAGGACAACAAGUUACUGUACCAGGAGAAGCAGCUGCAGAACGUUCCAGCCAAAUACAGCAUUGAAGCGAAAGGCUCAGCCUGUGUGUCUGUGCAGGUGGCUCAGUUCUACAACAUUCCCACUCCUACUGAAGCUAAAACGUUGAGCAUUGAUGCUAAGUUUGAGGGAGAUUGCAAAACAUUGGAACAAAAUUUCAUUUUGAACUUUACUGUCAAGUAUGGUGGUCCCCAAGAAACAACUAACAUGCUCAUUGUGGAUAUUAAAAUCUUAUCAGGAUUCACAGCUGAUACAUCAAUGCUUAGAACACUCUUUGGUUCAGGAGUAAUGUAUGCUCAGAAGUAUGUGGAGCGGGUUGACACAAAAGAAGACCAUGUCAUAGUUUAUUUAACAGAGAUUCCAAAACAUAUUUCUAUUAAUUACAAGAUGCAAAUGAAACAAGUUCUUCCAGUGAAGAAUCUCAAGCCAGCAGUGGUUAAAGUGUAUGAUUACUACCAAACAAGUGAUCAGUCUGAGACAGAGUACUCCUUCCACUGUCAAUGAGGUCAUGCCCUUCAAUUCUGCAGCUCAUAAUACUGUAUGAGCAGUUAUUUUCAGUGCCAUUGGUUUAUUUCAUGUGCAUUUUCAAAUGUGUACUCAGUGGCACUCACAAUUUUGUUUGUAAUUUGUUCUUGUCUUCUAACAGAACAUGUUUGAUCUUAUCAUAGAAAAUAAAUCAUUUUAAUGUUGUAAAAAUAAUGAAACCACCAAAAUAUUGUACAAUAAACUGUAACGUUUUCAGAGCAUCCCAGGAAAAAGCUGCUCUAUAAAUCUAUGUUGCCUUCAAAAAUCGAUCAGGUGAAGGAGACAGGAAGUGAAGCUGACAUUGGAUUCAGACAUGCCUUGUUGCUUUCCUACCUUGUAAUGCAUCCUCCGAAGGUGGCAUCUUUCAGCUUUAAGGUGCAGCCAGGGAAAAGGGGGGGCUGCACCUCUCCUCUCCUACGCUAAGACGCGAGGAGAGGAAGCAAAGAAAGGAAACAAGGAUGCACAAAUAAGAAAUAAGAAGCACCCAUAGACUACUUCGAAUUCCACAGUUACUGGUGCCAGCCCCUCUUUAACGGAAUGCUUAAGUUUCGAAGUUCAGUAAAGUUGAAAAAAUCAUAAAAAUGAUGCAAACGCAACUAAGUAUUGUAGUAUAACCAAGGAGAACAGUGAACUGGAUUUGACGGCAUUACACUGCAUAACAGUGAAACUAUUGAUUUUUCCCCCUUCUAAUAACAGUGAUGUUAUUGAAUUCUUCACAAUAAAAAUCAUAAAAAAUUAUGCAAGUGCAUUUUUUUUCAAGCUAAGUGUUACAGUAUAACCAGCAGGAGAGCACUGAUGUAUGAACUGAAUUUGGUGACAGUAAAGCGUGUUAUAGUGAAGCUAUGCAAAAGCAAUUUAUUUGCAAACUAAGUGUUGUAAUAAAACCAGCAGGAGAGCACUGA
Molecule: messenger RNA, 4234 nt
Organism: Sinocyclocheilus anshuiensis
Lineage: Eukaryota; Metazoa; Chordata; Actinopteri; Cypriniformes; Cyprinidae
Product: alpha-2-macroglobulin-like
Exons: 25
Cellular component (GO): extracellular region
Molecular function (GO): endopeptidase inhibitor activity
Source: RefSeq, a predicted model, not a curated record